Molecule: messenger RNA, 869 nt
Organism: Cuscuta epithymum
Lineage: Eukaryota; Viridiplantae; Streptophyta; Magnoliopsida; Solanales; Convolvulaceae
Source: the annotation of a GenBank genome assembly
AUUUUCUUUCAAAAUAUCUGUGUACACGACCGGUGUACACUUAGCGUACAAAUUUGGGGUACACCAAGCAUGGCUCUAAUAACUAACCCAAAUGCGGAUGCAUAUAUAGGGGGUGUUUGGAACCGAUUCUGCUUCUGCUUCUUUUUUAAAAGCAGAAGCAGAAUCAGAAUCAGUUUUCAGAAGCUGGUACCCCCAGCUUCUAAAAAAACUGAUUCUGAGAGUAAAUUAGAGCUCCAGAAGUGCUUCUGGAAUUUCACCCAAACACUCCAACUUCUGCUUCUGCUCCUUGAAGGAGCAGAAGCAGUUUUGAGAAUCAGAUCCAAACACCCCCAUAUACCGAGUAUCAAAUUAAAUGAUGAGUACAUUUAGUUAAUUACAUGAUGAUGAUGAUAUGAUGAUGAAAAAUUGAUGGUAAGAAACACAUGGAACAAUAUAAUCGAACGGUAGGAAUAGGAUGGAUGAUGGUGCAUGAUCAAGUCCGGCGGCGGCGUGGCGGUUGGAUGGCGGAGCCUGGCCGGCCGGGAGAGAAAAUGAAUCGAAUCAGAGACCAUAACGGAAAUCGGCGAGUUUGGUCUUGACCCACUUGACGCUUCCUCUAAGGGAGGACUUGAGCUUACCUUCGGUGGCGAACAUGUUGUAGGAAGCGAUUCUCUUCUUCCUCUUCAUCUCCAGGUUGCCGGUGCUCGACAACGCCGGCGGCGCGAAGCCGUCGCCUUUAACGCUCGGGCCGUUGAAAUUGUAGGUGCCCCGCCGCUCCUCCUCUUCCAGCCCCAAAUCCGUCGUGUACUGUGGAAGUGAUCUGCUCUUCUCCAUCCCCUUCCCUCUCGCCCACCUCCCCUGCUUUUUUAAUCUCCCUUCCUAAACUCUCC